UUCAUUUGAUAACGCAGCUACCUAAAAUUGAUAAGAAAAAAAACACGUACUGUAUCUGAAAAGUUUAAAUUAUGAUUUGUCUUUGAAUUUUCCUAUUAUACGCGAGUAACUAGUUGAUCUCAUACUAGGUAUUAAGGGGAAUGUUGUGACCGUCAUUCUUCUAAUAAUUCCACUCGAGGAUGAGAACGUAUCCUGUUACAAAUUUUAACGACAUUCCAGCACGGUGAUGGAGUCUACAUCAUGGCGAUUACCGUGCAUUUUCGCUCUUGCGUUACUAUAUUUUGUGCCAUUCACAAGUGCAGUGGAGAAUAUCAUCUUGGCGCAUAUAGACGAAAAUGACUUGCGAGGCAUUAUCCAGUUUAAGAAGUCUCCAUCCGAAGAUAUCGUUACCGUGACCGGAUUUAUUAAAUCGCUGAGCAAUGGAACUAGUGAAAAUGUAUCAUGGAACAUUAGGCAACUGCCCGUCGACUAUACCAUUUUUGAUGACAGAUGUUCGAAUCAAAACCUGGGACCAAUACGACAAAAUCUGGAUUCGAUGUUCGGUCGACUGGGUAUUAAUAGAGAUGUAGAAUUUUCGGUAUCUACCAAUAUAUUAGUUCUGACUGGCAGCCAAGGUAUAUGGCAAAGUUCUUUAGUACUAGAAUUACCCGAUGGUAAACGUUCCUGCGCCACAUUGGUGGUAUCCAAAGACACAGAUAUUAAGGUCGCCGAAGCAAAGUUGUACGGUCCGGUUUUCGGUACUGUGUAUUUUUUCUGGAUUGGAAUUACCGGCUCGGUUACCGACGCGGUAAUCAUUUCAGAUCUGUACCAUAUUCAUAAACAUAAGUUGGUCAGCAGUCAACACAAAUGGGGCAUCUUUGUCACUGAUAUAUUAGAAACUACGCAUGAUAAAAUUAGGUUGGAGUGUAAUACGCUCCAGUUGCCAUAUAACGAUUUGGGUGAUAUGAGUUCAAAACUAGGCCAUUUAAAAACAGGCAAAAAAACAAUUUUUCGCGACCCUACAUUCGCUCCAAUUGAUCUGUACCAGAAUGAUCACACGUACUACGUGCUUGUUUACGACGAUAUUCACAAAGACAGUUUUUCGAGUUGCGCUUCCAUUUCUUCGCUUCCAGAAAUUGCACUAAAAUCUCUAAUCGACGAAGAUGGUUUCAAAGUGAAUGUGACGUUGAGUCAAAGGUCGCCGUUCGAUCCGACUUUUGUGCGUGCAGAUUUUGGUUGGACGAACGAUAAUGAAAUUGGUGGCUUGAGAAUACAUAGUUUGCCUGUUUUACGCAACUACUACGAAUACAAAGCCGACGGGUGUUACGGAAUCAGAGACGUUUUUAAUCCCACUAACAAAGCGAUCGGUGGUGAAGCUCCUUUUCCUGAAAAUAGAACGCAAGAUAUGUACGCGAUUGGAGAUUUGUCUGGAAAAUUGGGCUAUCGUAUCAAAUCUAAUGUGGACAGUUUUCUGCCAUUAUCUGGGCGAUUCAGCGUGUUUCACAGAAGCAUAGUGAUUUACCGGAAUGGAAAAUCGGGUGUUGAAGAACCCUGGUUGUGUGGAGUACUGAGUCCGUUUUUGAACGAAAAUUCCGACAUUAAAUUGCCCAUGGUUACUGCCGAAGUAAUCUUUCAGUAUCCUAUAUCGGGUAAAAUAUUGUUUCGGCAGUUGGCUAAUCAAGAAUACUCGGAUACGGUGGUCAUCGUGGAAUCUUUGUUAUAUUCGGACGGUUCGACUGAGUUAGAUACUUCUCAUCAUAAUUGGACGAUUAAUGAAAAACCACCUGGCAAAGAUUAUUACAGUUGGCAAAAUCGUUGUUUCAGUGCCGAAUCGGUUUUUAAUCCAUUUAAACUUCCUGAAGGUAGCAAUUUAGGUCCGGUUAACGCGUUUAGUUUCGCCUAUCUUUCCUCUACCCUUAGCACUUUGACCAUUGUAGCGAGAAAAGUCAGAGCCAUUGAAAAUAGUCGUAACUUUUUUGUCGCUGCUAAUCUACCAUUAACUGGUCAUCAUUCUAUAAUUGGUAAAUCGCUUGUAAUUUACGAUGAAAAUGGACCGAAAGCUCGUGGAAAUCGAUUAGCUUGCUCGGUAAUUUUACCUGUGAAUCGAAGAAAAGCAGUAGUACGUGAUUGGUUCGGAAAUGGCGAAUAUGCCGGAAUAAUGGGAGACAUAGAAAUGUACCAGAUGUCGAAUUAUGAUACCGUUGACAUCGAAAUGGACGUUCAAGGGUUGCAGGAUGUUCAAGAAUACCACAUUCAUAUGGUACCAAUUGAAGAAGAACUGCAGUUCCCGUGUGAAAACUCGUCCAUAUACGAUGUGUGGAAUCCGCUAAAUAUUUCAUCUGCGUCCGCUUCGUAUUCGACGGGCCUUAAAACCAACGACCAAUUCAAGAUGGGUGACUUGAGUGCCAAAUUCGGUGAUUGGAAUGACAUGAUGACGGUAAAUAGUGUACAUAAUGAUUCCAACCUUCAAAUGUUUGGACAUCAUUCUUUACUCGGCCGAUCUUUCGUAGUUAUGAAAAAACAGUCAGAUAAAAGAUGGGCAUGCGCCACGAUUGAACGAGGUUACUCGCCUCUAGAAGCUCGAGAAUUACGUGCCAUUGCAUCUUUCCAUCAUCCUCAAGGAUUUGUAUACGGAUACAUUCGAAUGACUCAAUUAAUUCACGUUGAUGGCUCCAAGAGCGACACAGUCAUCGAAGUGAACCUCAGACAUGCUGGGAAACAAAAUCGAAACGUGACUCACGGUCAUUUUUGGUUGGUAUACGUUAACCCAGUCGGAGUAGAUGCGACAGUUGAAGCCAAACACACUCGUUGUACAGCUGCCGGAUAUGUAUGGAAUCCUAAUUUUAUUCAGUUAGCUGCGCCGAUUAAUGAUGUGUUAUAUUAUGCGGAGUGUGGCCCCGAUCAACCUUAUCGAUGUUAUGCUGGCGAUCUUUCAGGUCGACUUGGCACCAUUUCUAUCGGCGCCGAAAGAAUGGUUUUUUCCGACUGUAAUUUACCUCUUGAAGGCGACAUUUCGGCCAUGGGGAAAUCUAUAGUGAUACUGGACAAGAAUCAAGGACACGAUAAGUUUUCUUGCGCCAAUAUCGAACCCGAUAAAGACAUCAUUAAAUAUGCCAAUAUUCGAAGAUCGCCCAAAUUUGUAUUAUCGCAAUUUUUAACUGAAGUCAGAGAGAUUUUAGGCGCACCAGAAUGGAUGUUGACUGUGGAUAAUAGAAAAACCAAAGUGUUACAUAACGGAGCCUGCAUUCAGUUAUUAUUUCACUUCAAAGGUCCGAGUGCUAGUGAAAUAGAACAAGAUUUCAGCCGUUUAAUGAGAACUGGAAAAUUACAAUCUCCUACUAUUAGUAAUCCUGGUUAUAAUCUUCCUGUCAGUCGUAAAAAACAACUGAAUUAUCAGAAUUGCCCUUCCAGAGAUGCUGAUAAUAAGAAACGAUUAUCUGGUAAUGGUGCUGCUAACAAAGGAAGCGCAGGCUUAGUCACUGCCGCUAUCCUGAUUGUGAAAGGAUUUCUUUUGCUGAACUUGAGAUGGUGGUAGUGGAGAUAAUAAUGAUUUGAAUGCUUCACCUACCGCCGUACUUUGCUUCUUAGAUAAGUACCUAACUCAUCAGUAUUAUAUUUUGUGUACCUAAUUACCUGCGGGUAAUCCGUAUUUUAUUAUUAUUUUUUUUUACCAUUUCGUAAUGUAUUUAUUGUUGCUUUUUUACUGUAUUAAAAAUAUAAUUCGUUUGUUUUCGUUAAA
Planococcus citri (citrus mealybug) is the source of this 3718-nucleotide messenger RNA. RefSeq names its product Related to Sod (gene Rsod). Lineage: Eukaryota; Metazoa; Arthropoda; Insecta; Hemiptera; Pseudococcidae. Gene Ontology annotation, biological process: superoxide metabolic process. Gene Ontology annotation, molecular function: metal ion binding. Bases 227 to 3514 code for a protein of 1095 amino acids. The transcript is spliced from 19 exons. The record is from RefSeq and is a predicted model, not a curated record.